ACCGGCCCCAAGUGAAUGAGGCGUGCGCCCGCGGCAGAGCGCCUCUCGGAGCUGGGCUUUCCCCCGCGGGGCGGGCGCCAAGAGCCGCCUUUUCCGCUGGGUGUCACUCGGGGGUGGGGAAGAUGGCCCAUUCAAAAGCGCCGCGAGGGGGCCCGGCCAGUGCCCUUCGCUGAGCGCUCGCAAGAGGACGGCCGAGGCCCGGCGGCUCGCAGUUCCGGGACCUGGUGGAGCAUCAGGACGCGGCUGCCCCUCUGCCCGGACCCCGAGCCGCAGUCGCUCUGCUUCCUGCGCGUCAGCCUCCUCUGCGCGCUCCGGGCGGGCGGCCGCCGCGGGAGUCGCUGGGGCGAGGACGGAGCGCGGCUGCUGCUGCUGCCCCCGGCCCGGGCGGCUGGAAUUGGAGAGGCCGAGGCGAGCGGCGCCCCCUCCUAUGCCGGUAAGAUGUUGGAGAGCAGCGGCUGCAAGGCGUUGAAAGAAGGUGUGCUGGAGAAGCGCAGCGACGGGCUGUUGCAGCUCUGGAAGAAAAAGUGCUGCAUCCUCACCGAGGAGGGGCUCCUGCUCAUCCCGCCCAAGCAGCUGCAGCACCAGCAGCCGCCGCCGCCGCCGCCCGGGCAGGGGCCCGCGGAGCCGUCCCAGCCCGGGGGCCCCACCGCCGCCAUCCUCGAGCCGCCGGCCAAGCUCAAGGAAUUGCACUUUUCCAACAUGAAGACCGUGGACUGCGUGGAGCGCAAGGGCAAGUACAUGUACUUCACUGUGGUGAUGGCCGAAGGCAAGGAGAUCGACUUUCGGUGCCCGCAGGACCAAGGCUGGAACGCCGAGAUCACGCUGCAGAUGGUGCAGUACAAGAACCGUCAGGCCAUCCUGGCGGUCAAGUCCACGCGGCAGAAGCAGCAGCACCUGGUCCAGCAGCAGCCUCCGCAGCCGCAGCUUCCGUCCCAGCCCCAGCCCCAGCCCCAGCCCCAGCCCCAGCCCCAGCCCCAGCCCCAGCCCCAGCUCCAACUCCAGACACAUUCCCAAUCCCAGCCGCAGCCUCAGCCCAAGCCUCAACCCCAACCCAAGCCGCAGCCCCAACAGCUCCACCCGUAUCCGCAUCCACACUCGCAUCCGCACCAGCACCCGCUUCAGCUACCGCACCCGCACCAACAACCGCUCUCGCAGCCGCACGGCCACCGGCUUCUCCGCAGCACCUCCAACUCCGCCUGAAGGGGGCAGCACCCGGGCAAGACGAGGUUUUGAGGACUCGAGGAAGUGGGACGAGAGCGCCUUUCUGUUGUCUUCAUUUGGAUGGAAAACAAGUUUCCCUGCUCUGCACCAGACCAAGUAGUUUGGGCAUCAGCCGACCGAUGACUUGCAAUUCCUCUUAGUUUUCUGCAUACUUUUCCUCAUCACAAUGCAGGAAACGAUUUCAAGACUAGAAAGAAGGCUUUAUUUAUGAACCUUUGAAAGGAUCUCCCAGUGUGGUGGACCUUCUAGGAGCGAAGAUGUACUGUAAUUUUAUUUUAAUGUAUUUUGAUUUAUGAUUAUUUAUUAGUUUUUUUUAAAAAAAUAUUUGUUCUAAGACAUUUCUGAAUGUAGGCCGUUUUCCAGAAAAGGAACUUUAUUUUCAAAAACCUAUUUCCUAGUAAGUUCUAAUCUUGGAAAGGGAAAAAGGGAGGUGUAGGGGAAAACAUUAAGACUUCAUUCAUUCAUUAUUCCUAGGUCAAUUUCAGAACCCGGACACACUCAUUGUUAUGCCAGGUGGUUGAAAUUAAACUCUGUGAUAUAACUUUCUUUUUUGAGAUUAUUUUUUCCCCUGUAGACUCUGUGUUGUGUAGAAUAGAAGUUUAAAGAAGCUAAAUGUUCAGAAUUGUGUAAUUGUGAAAACCUGUUUUUCUAAAAGGAAAUGAGUAGUAAUGACACCUAAUUCGAAAUAUUUAAAACGUAACCCACCUGAUGGCAGGAUGAUCUUGAAUGUGUGGUAGGGCUAUGUCUACUGUAGAGAAAACCUUGCUUAUGCCAUCUGUGAAGGGUUUAAUAAGGAGAUAUUUAUGGUUUAUGAGUAUAAAUGCAUUAGGCGUUUCAUUUCAAAAAACAUCGUGGGGGGGGGGGUGGAGAGGGGAGCGGGAGGGAAUCAUUCAGCUUGUCUGAGAGAACAUUUUGUGUUCUGUCCACACUAGAGAUUACCCUUUGCCAAGGGCUUUGCACCCUUUACUGGAACCACAUUUCCUUACUUUAUUCUAGAAGCAUAUCCUAGAAUCUUAGAGUUUAAAAAUACAGUUUGUAACUAUUUCAAAGGUCUAAGAGUCAUAACUUUUUUUUUUCUUACUGAAAAUAAUGUUAAUCAGAGAAACCAAUUGUUUUGGUUUUUAUUGCUCUGUGAGAAAUUGGAGGGUUAUAUGUUUUGUUGUUAGGUUAACUAAACUCAGACAUUGACAAAGGAAGGACUGGAUAAACACUGGGUUUUCAGUAGGAAAACAACCCCAGUCUUGUUUUAGCAGCACUUGUUCCUGAGGGGUUGGGGGGGGGGGUGCUUUUAAAGGUGGAACAAACCCUCUUCUGUGUUAAAUCAAAAGGAUGGUCAGAAUCCACAAGGGCAGAUGCUACUUCGGUUUAAAACGAGCCAUAGAUGAUACAAAAUCCUCUUGGGGCUGAAAAUCACUUCCUAUCUGCAUGGCUUUACUAACGGGCCUCUGUUUUCCAUUAUCUUUUGCAAAGUCUUGAUCGGUGUUUUUCCAGCAUCCAAAUUGGAAGGUCGAUAUUAGGUCGAUGCUAAAUUAUGUAGUCAAGAAAUGAAAGCAGAAUUUUAUGCUAGAGAUACCUUUAUUCUCCUUCCAUCUGGAAAGGAGUUUCACGGUCAAAUUACUUGUUAGUGCAAUAUUUAAAUGAUAGAAUUUUAAGGCCAUAACUCUAAUCCAAAAAGUUGCAGGGGUAAUCUAAAACUUGAGCAAAUGGCAAAUAGAACUUAAGGGGACUCCCACUUCCAGAGGCUGUUUAAGUUGUGGCUGUGAACAUUUGCUGCAAAGAUUUAAAAAAUCAUACACACACACACACACACACACGCACACACACACACAUACACACAUACAUAUGAUGGGCAGCUCAGAGAGUCAAAUCUAAAGAGUUCUUAAGCCAAGUUUGGUUCAGCUUCUUUGGUACCCCUGCUGUAAUUUUAAGAUAAUGCCUCAUUGUACCAGUGUUUUAAUAUAUGUAGAUCAUAUAACCCCUAUGAAACCACAGCUUUUUUUCCCAGAUAGAAGGAUUUUUCUUCCAAUUCUUGUGCUAUAUAAAAAGAUAAUAUUUAUACCAAAUAGUUUUAAAAUUAAGAUUCAUUAAGCUUAAAUAUAGGCUAAGUAUUGGCUGGUGGAAUUUUUCCACCACCGUGUCUGUGGUUCCUAAUGGGGCCAUCAAAAUCAUGGUUCCUUGUCCUGUCUUUCCACAGCCCUUAGUCCUUGGUCUGCUGUGAUAUUUAUGUUGAGUUGACCCUCUCAGUGCCUCUCUAGUUUGAAGGUCUCUUAAUAUUUAACUGUGAAAACUCAGAAAUGAGAAAGGAGAGAAGUAGGAUGGUUUUUGUGUUUUGACACUUUGAAAUUAUUAUGGUUGAAUAAUUUUCCAGAACGAAGAAACAACUAUGCUUAACAAAGCGCAACAAAACAAACAAAAUACAAAUGCAAAGCAUUUUGCGUGUCAGUAGUUCUAUUCUACCUGUAAAACAGUAAUAUUAAACACUUAAGGUACUACAAGGCCUAAUCAAUCACCUUUAUGGAAAAAGAUAAAAGUAUUUCUUUUAACCCAAGAAAAAGAAGAAGGAAAGGGCAGGUCCAACAGAAAACUCACCCCUUAAAUAAACAUAAAAUGUAAAAAGUUGGGAAAUUUAAAGGAUUUUCCAUCUGGAAACUGAAAUUUUGUCUUGAAACUUCUGUUGGCGCCAAGCCUCGUACACAGCUCAAUAACUGUUUGUUGGGAAUAAUGAAUGAAAGAAGGAAAAAAUGUGUAACAUCCCAGCACCCAGGAGGUGGUUUCUCUUUCUCUUGCCUCACACUGAGCUUCCUUUACGCUCAUUUCAUUCCCUGAGAAAAGCUAAUCCUGGACAAGCUGCACAACAUGAGGAAGCUCCUUAGGCAUACUUUCUUAGUGGAAAUCAGAUCUGCUUAUGCCCUACAGCGAAUGCUGAGGUCAGAGUAAAUGCCUAUAAAGAGCUCUUUCAAAAUGAACAUUGCCCUCAUAGAGGAAGCUGGAAUUUUCUCAUAUGGAAAUAGAACCAACUUUAUUUCACUUAACAUUUUUUCAAAUGGAAGUAGAAAAACCCAACUCAUUGCUUGAAAGAAUUCCCCUCAUAUGUAAACACUGUUAAGAAGUCUGGCUUAAGUUCAAAGGCAUUUUUUGGUGUGUGUGUGUGUGUGUGUGUGUGUGUGUGUUUUAAACUCUGUCUUCAUAUACCCAUUUCUCUUAAAGAUUUCUCAUUUUAAAUCUGACACUACAAGUUUGUUGCUAGUGUGGAAGUUCAAACACAUCACUUGUUUUCGGUCCCCAGGGAAAGUGACUUGGUUUUAGCUUGUCUCCAUGUGUUUAUAAUAUGUUCAAUGGCAGGUUUCGAAGAGGGGUCUAAGACUGUAUGUGAAAACUAGAUCAAUCCCAUAAAAUAUAGAGCUUUUUAGGAUGAGGAUGGGUUUGUGAACAUUCAUUCUUCUCUUUGUUUUUUGUUUGUUUUUUGUUGGUAAAUGUAAACAAACUUCCUUUUGCUUUACCAGUAAAAUGCCUUCAGCUGACUAAAAUUUAAAUUUGGAAGUUACAGAGCUUGAUAUUGAAUACAUCUGUGAUUCUUAUAAAAGAAAUAUGCCAAUUUACUCAAAACAACCUGAGAUGUAUUAAUUAUGAAAUUGUGUUGGGUGGGUUUUUAAUAACUACUCUCUAAAGUUUGGACACAAUUUGAAGGGUGACUUUUUGGUCUGUAUGUUGUACAGCCAAUCUAGAAUUACAUCCCAUUAGAUGACAAAGUGAUCUGCAACUUCAUUGGCAGGACAUCUACUAAAUGGAUGUAGGACCCGACAGGGUUUUCUUAGGGCAUUAUUGUCCAGUGAAGGAAGCAGAGGACUCUGGGUCAUUAGCAGCAUCUUCAUAAAAGCUGGAGAGGCCUACUCCCUAUCGCUCUGAAGCUGGCCUAGUGGGAUAGUGAGGAAUUGGUUUUUAAUAAUAGGUGGUCCGUCCAGAUCACUGUAUUAAUUUUGAGAAGGAAGAUAAAAUGACUGUCUGUUACAUUCCACUGUUGGCUUUCUGCUUAGUUUCAGAAUAUGCAAGUACCAGCUUCUGAAAAACAAGUAUCACAAUGUACCAAAUGCUUUACUAUCACAUUCCUGAACUUAAGUAUGCUCAUAAUUUCUGUAAAUAUGUCUCUUAAAUGAUUUGGGGAGAUGUGAUUUAUUUUUCAUAUUUUAAAAAUGCAUUCCAUUUUAAAUAAAGUAUCGAAUGAGA
Messenger RNA from Myotis daubentonii (Daubenton's bat), 5445 nucleotides. RefSeq names its product pleckstrin homology like domain family A member 1 (gene PHLDA1). Lineage: Eukaryota; Metazoa; Chordata; Mammalia; Chiroptera; Vespertilionidae. Gene Ontology annotation, biological process: positive regulation of apoptotic process. The record is from RefSeq and is a predicted model, not a curated record. Gene Ontology annotation, molecular function: phosphatidylinositol phosphate binding. Gene Ontology annotation, cellular component: nucleus.